Molecule: messenger RNA, 1641 nt
Organism: Penicillium soppii
Lineage: Eukaryota; Fungi; Ascomycota; Eurotiomycetes; Eurotiales; Aspergillaceae
Exons: 3
Coding region: 1-1641 (546 amino acids)
Biological process (GO): transmembrane transport
Molecular function (GO): transmembrane transporter activity
Source: RefSeq, a predicted model, not a curated record
AUGCUGGGAAUGGGAAACGUCUCCGCUAAACUGAGGAUGAAGCUUACAGACUCUCAGCGCUUCUCCCUCACUAUUGUUGCUCUGGCAAGCGUGUCCCUCACUGUCUCGCUCAGCUCUACUUCUAUGAGCAAUGCUGUCCCGAUGAUUACAAGUCAAUUUCACGGGACUGAUGUUCAAGCUUUCUGGUCUGGAACGGCAAAUCUUCUUUGCUCUGCUGUCUUCCAGCCUGCAUUUGCAGUCUUCUCAUAUAUCUUUGGACGAAAGCCUCUGUUUAUACUUGCUUCCCUGCUAUUCUUAGCGGGAUCGGCUCUUGCGACAGGCUCUCAAAGCUUUGAUGUGCUCCUUGCUGCCAGAUCUAUACAAGGCUUUGGAGGUGGUGGGUUGCUCACGCUUUCCGAGAUCCUGAUCGCGGACUUAACGCCGCUAAGGGAGCGCGGAAAAUGGAUUGGCAUUCUCAGUAUGAUGUGGGCUAUUGGGUGCGUUAGCGGGCCCAUAGUGGGUGGUGCGCUGGCCCACAGGGAUGUUUGGAGAUGGAUAUUUGCAUUGAACCUGCCCCUUGCUAGUAUCUCACUGAUAUUGAUCUCUAUUUCUUUAAAAUCUCGCUACUACUCCAUGACCUUUUAUGAAGAGAGCACGAGGCAGAAGCUCGCCCGUGUUGACUGGGUUGGAUUCGGCCUCUUCAUCCCAUCGAUGUCUAGUUUUCUCAUCCCGCUCACUUGGGGUGGAGAGCUAUUUGCUUGGGAUAGUUGGCAUACCUUGGUACCACUUCUGGUUGGUGUCGGGGGACUAGGAGCAUUUAUGAUAUACGAAAUUUUCCUCGCAAGAGAGCCAUUCUUGUUGAAAAGCAUUUUCCGGGACUGGAACGCAAAGCUGGUCUAUGUGCAGACAUUUUUGCAUGGAUUGAUAGUGAGUCUGCCCUACCUCAACAAGCUACUCUUUUUAUUCUCAGUUCUGACUAAAGAUAAUAUACAAAAGGUCUGGUGUCUUUUAUACUACCUCCCACUCUAUUACCAAGCUGUCAAGUCAUAUACAGCUCUUAUGUCAGGUGUCGCUCUACUCCCUGAGACAUUCAGCAUCACUCUUGCUGCCGGUCUAGUUGGAUUUUUGAUUGCUAGCACCGGCCGCUACCGAGAAGCUCUGACAGCAGGGUGGAUCAUUGCAACAACAAGCCUCGGAACAUUAUAUCUACUCGAUGUCCACACAGCAACCCAUGAAUGGGUCCUUAUUAACCUGUUUGUGGGCCUAGGAACAGGAUCUUUGUUUACAAGUCUCAAUUUAGCAGUCCAGUCACACAUUGCGGCACACGAAGUCUCCCAUGCCCUUGGAUUCUUCGCGUUCUUUCGCGCCUUGGGCCAGGCAAUUGGUGUUGCUGUGGGAGGCGCAACUUUCGACAAUAUGUUCCGAUCAAAGGUAAAACAAAAUGCCGAACUUGCCUCCUACACAAACCAGCUGAGUAAAGGAGCAGCGGCAUUGAUCGAGCUUUUGAAAACUAUUCCUGAUUCAGAUCCUCGAAAGCCGGCCUUGAUCAAAACUUAUGCAGAUUCGCUGAGAGUGCUCUGGCCGGUGAUGUGUGGUUGCUCUGGGGUGGCACUAUUAGUGAGUUUAUUUAUCAAGGUCUAUAGUCUGGGACCAGGUAAGUGA